This is a messenger RNA of Lagenorhynchus albirostris (white-beaked dolphin), 977 nucleotides long. RefSeq names its product ribonuclease H2 subunit A (gene RNASEH2A). Gene Ontology annotation, biological process: mismatch repair; DNA replication, removal of RNA primer. Lineage: Eukaryota; Metazoa; Chordata; Mammalia; Artiodactyla; Delphinidae. The transcript is spliced from 8 exons. Gene Ontology annotation, molecular function: RNA binding; RNA-DNA hybrid ribonuclease activity. Bases 13 to 900 code for a protein of 295 amino acids. The record is from RefSeq and is a predicted model, not a curated record. Gene Ontology annotation, cellular component: ribonuclease H2 complex.
GGCUGCGGCGGCAUGGAUCUCAGCGAGCUGGAGAGAGACAAUACGGGCCGCUGUCGCCUGAACUCGCCUGUACCUUCUGUGUGCCGCAAGGAGCCCUGCGUCCUGGGCGUCGAUGAAGCGGGCCGGGGCCCGGUGCUGGGCCCCAUGGUCUACGCCAUCUGCUAUUGCCCCCUGUCCCGCCUGGCAGAUCUGGAGGCCCUGAAAGUGGCAGACUCAAAGACCUUGUCGGAGAGCGAGCGGCACAGGCUUUUUGCGAAAAUGGAGGAGGACGGAGACUUUGUGGGCUGGGCACUGGACGUGCUGUCUCCAAACCUCAUCUCUACCAGCAUGCUUGGGCGGGUCAAAUACAACCUGAACUCCCUGUCUCAUGAUACAGCUACUGGGCUGAUGCAGUAUGCGUUGGACCAAGGUGUGAAAGUGGCCCAGGUGUUUGUGGACACUGUGGGGCCCCCAGAGACAUACCAGGAGCGGCUGCAGCAGUGCUUUCCUGGUGUUGAGGUGACAGUCAAGGCCAAGGCAGAUGCCCUCUAUCCCGUGGUCAGUGCCGCCAGUAUCUGUGCCAAGGUGGCCCGAGACCAGGCUGUGAAGAACUGGAAGUUUGUGGAAAAACUGCAGGACCUGGACACUGAUUAUGGCUCAGGCUACCCCAAUGAUCCCAAGACAAAAGCGUGGUUGAGGGAGCACGUGGACCCUGUGUUCGGCUUCCCCCAGUUUGUCCGGUUCAGUUGGCGCACAGCCCAGAGCAUCCUGGAGAAGGAGGCAGAAGACGUUACAUGGGAGGACUCGCAGACGGGGGAUCAGGAGGGACUUAGGAGGAUCAAGUCAUACUUCAGCCCCCGCCCCCGCCUCCCCCAUCGGUACUUCCAGGAGCGGGGCCUGGAGUCAGCCACCAUUCUCUAGCAGCCAGCCUGUACUCCCUUCACCUGCUCCCACACCCACCCCACCCCCAGUUUGUGAUUAAAAUUUUUCAAGGAAAA